This is a messenger RNA of Medicago truncatula (barrel medic), 2037 nucleotides long. RefSeq names its product 4-coumarate--CoA ligase. The coding region runs from base 1 to 1662 and encodes 553 amino acids. The record is from RefSeq and is a predicted model, not a curated record. Gene Ontology annotation, molecular function: CoA-ligase activity. The transcript is spliced from 5 exons. Lineage: Eukaryota; Viridiplantae; Streptophyta; Magnoliopsida; Fabales; Fabaceae.
AUGUCACCAUCUCCAUCUCCUCCACAACAAGAACAAAAACAAGAAUUCAUAUUCCGUUCUAAACUUCCCGAUAUUGAAAUUCCAACACACCUUCCAUUACACUCUUACUGUUUCCAAAACCUCUCUCAAUUCAACAACCGUCCAUGUCUCAUCAACGGCGACACCGGCGAAACCCUAACCUACUCCGACGUCCACCUCACCGUCCGCAAAAUCGCAGCCGGUCUAAACACUCUUGGAAUCCAACAAGGUGAUGUCAUCAUGAUCGUCCUCCGUAACUCUCCUCAAUUUGCACUCACCUUCCUCGGUGCCUCCUUCCGCGGCGCGGUUAUCACCACCGCAAAUCCCUUCUACACCUCAUCGGAGCUCGCUAAACAAGCCACCGCAACAAAAUCUAAACUCAUCAUAACACAAUCCGUAUAUCUCAAUAAAAUCAACGAUUUCGCAAAACUCAUCGACAUCAAAAUCGUGUGCAUUGAUUCAUCACCGGAGGAAGAUGAAAAUGUUGUGGAUUUUUCUGUUUUAACAAAUGCUGAUGAAAACGAAUUACCAGAAGUAAAAAUAAACCCAAACGAUGUAGUUGCGUUACCGUUUUCUUCAGGAACUUCUGGUUUACCAAAAGGUGUUAUGUUAACACAUGAAAAUUUAGUUACAACAAUAUCACAGUUAGUUGACGGUGAAAAUCCACACCAAUACACUAACUACGAAGAUGUCUUACUUUGUGUGUUACCUAUGUUUCAUAUCUAUGCACUAAAUUCGAUUUUACUAUGUGGUAUUCGUUCUGGUGCUGCUGUUUUAAUUGUUGAGAAAUUUGAGAUAACAAAGGUUUUGGAACUUAUUGAGAAGUAUAAGGUGACGGUAGCGUCAUUUGUGCCACCUAUUGUUUUAGCAUUGGUAAAAAGUGGAGAAUCUAUGAGAUACGAUUUGUCAUCUAUUAGAGUGAUGAUAACUGGUGCUGCUCCCAUGGGAAUGGAACUUGAACAAGCUGUUAAAGAUAGGUUGCCACGAACUGUACUUGGACAGGGAUAUGGAAUGACAGAGGCAGGACCACUUUCAAUUAGCUUGGCAUUUGCAAAGGAACCAUUCAAGACAAAGCCUGGCGCAUGUGGCACAGUUGUAAGAAACGCUGAGAUGAAAAUAGUGGACACAGAAACUGGUGCUUCCCUUCCAAGAAACAAAGCUGGUGAAAUUUGUAUUAGAGGCACCAAGGUUAUGAAAGGAUACCUAAAUGACCCUGAGGCGACAAAGAGAACUAUAGACAAAGAAGGAUGGCUACACACAGGUGACAUUGGUUUAAUUGACGACGACGACGAACUCUUCAUUGUUGAUCGAUUAAAGGAAUUGAUUAAAUACAAAGGAUACCAAGUAGCUCCUGCUGAGCUCGAAGCAUUGUUGAUUGCUCAUCCAAACAUUUCUGAUGCUGCUGUCGUACCAUUGAAAGAUGAAGCUGCUGGAGAAGUUCCAGUUGCUUUUGUUGUAAGAUCAAAUGGUUCAAAGAUCAGCGAGGAUGAAAUCAAGCAAUACAUAUCGCAACAGGUUGUAUUUUACAAGAGAAUAAACAGAGUUUACUUCACAGAAACAAUUCCUAAAGCCGCCUCAGGAAAAAUUCUGCGAAAGGAAUUAACUGCGAGACUUAACGAAGGUCUAGUAGUUGCCACAAAUUAAGUCCGUGUGUGACAAAGAUGAAUACAAUUACACCAACUUCAUAUGAAAAUGCAAUUGUAUGCAUGGAGACAAAAUAUAUUCCCAAAACAAUAGAAGUACUAUUGUGUGUGUUAUGUGCAAUAUCUGUUUCUGUGGGUGCAAAUUCUUUCUCUGCAAUGUGUAUUUUAUGUGCAUAUUGGAUCAACCCAUGCGGUUUCUUUAAUUAUGUGAUUAAAAAUGAUUUGUAGGGAUAAUCCUGUGACUCAAUAGGCCUAUUCCUCUCCCUGCUUGUUAGGGGAUUCACUAAUUGGUAAUUGGCAGAACAUGUAAUGCUAAUCUUUUUGUCAGCUCUUUGUGAGUACUAUUAAUUGCAUGUUUGGGCAUUUCAGGUUUAAA